Pseudocercospora fijiensis CIRAD86 is the source of this 1488-nucleotide messenger RNA. RefSeq lists its product as uncharacterized. The record is from RefSeq and is a predicted model, not a curated record. Gene Ontology annotation, cellular component: mitochondrion; cytoplasm. Bases 1 to 1488 code for a protein of 495 amino acids. NCBI's taxonomy places the organism in Eukaryota, Fungi, Ascomycota, Dothideomycetes, Mycosphaerellales, Mycosphaerellaceae. The transcript is spliced from 2 exons. Gene Ontology annotation, molecular function: tRNA binding; ATP binding; phenylalanine-tRNA ligase activity. Gene Ontology annotation, biological process: phenylalanyl-tRNA aminoacylation.
AUGGGCAAGUUCGGCUCAUCGGCCUCACUUCUGGCGCUGCCGGUUGGUAUACGGUCUCUGCUUAGAGCACCCAUUGCUUGCUGCCGGAGCUAUGCAUCUACUGAUGCAAGACCACAGACGUUGACCAUUGGAGGGAAACAGUAUCCUACAGACGACUGGACCAAUGUGCCUUCGUCGAUAUUGUCUAAUUAUGGACGGAAACUGCAUGUCCAGCCCAAUCAUCCCCUCUCGAUCACCAGGAAACUCAUAGAAUCGCGGUUCCCUGAUUUUCAAAACCAUAACGAAUUGACCCCGGUGGUAACCGUCAAGCAGAACUUCGAUUCCCUAGGGUUUGCAGCAGACCAUCCUGGACGGAGUAGAACAGACACUUACUACGUGAACAAAGACACUGUUCUGCGAACACAUACCAGUGCGCAUGAGGUCGAUGUCUUUCGUGCCAAUACCAGUCCGGGGUACACUAUUUCAGCAGAUGUGUACCGUCGAGACGCGGUCGACCGAAGCCAUUAUCCAGUUUUCCAUCAGAUGGAGGGAGCGUUAACAUGGGAUCGAAAUGACUUUGCUAAUAGCAAGGCCCUCACGAAUCAGAUCCUGAAAGACAUUGAGGGAAUUCCUAAGCAUGAUCUUGCUGUGGACGACCCUAACCCAACAUUUGAUCCUGUGCGAAAUCCGCUUCAGACCGACUUUCACUCGCCAGAAGAAGCUGAAGCUGUAGCCAAACACCUGAAGCGUUCGCUAGAGAACAUGGUCGUUGCUAUAUUCUCAGAAGCAGACAAGGCUCUAGCUGCAUCUGGCAACGAUGUUGAGGGAGAGAAGGAGCCUCUGAAGGUACGUUGGGUCGAGGCAUUCUUCCCGCAUACCUCUCCUUCGUGGGAAAUGGAAGUCUGGUGGCGUGGCGACUGGUUGGAAGUUCUUGGUUGUGGUGUGAUCGAUCAGCCGCUUCUGAACAGGGCAGAUGUCUCGUCCAGAGUCGGCUGGGCCUUCGGCAUUGGCCUUGAACGAAUCGCGAUGCUGCUAUUUGGGAUACCAGAUAUCAGGCUUUUCUGGAGCAACGAUCAACGCUUCCUUGGACAAUUCGACGAAUCGAAGCCAACUCGCCGUUUUCAGCCAUUCAGCAAGUAUCCGGCCGCGCCUAGAGAUGUUGCGUUCUGGCUGCCCAAAACCGGUCCGGUUGUCACAGAAACUCCAGCAACAGUCUCAUCUGCACCUUCGCCUGCUGGAGGUCAGCCCACUGAACCACCUUUGACCACAGAAACGCCAGUGUUCCACGAGAACGACCUAAUGGAGGUUGUCCGCAACACGGCUGGCAACAGUGUCGAGGACGUGGCACUUAUCGAUGAUUUUACGCAUCCAAAGACGGGACGCAAGAGUCUUUGCUACCGAGUCACAUAUCGCAGUCUUGAGAAGACACUUACGAAUGAAGAAGCGAAUAGCCUCCAUGAACAGAUCCGCUCUGAGCUCGUGAACAGAUUUGGUGUUGAGCUGAGAUGA